Messenger RNA from Sesamum indicum (sesame), 1622 nucleotides. RefSeq names its product exopolygalacturonase. Gene Ontology annotation, molecular function: polygalacturonase activity. NCBI's taxonomy places the organism in Eukaryota, Viridiplantae, Streptophyta, Magnoliopsida, Lamiales, Pedaliaceae. Gene Ontology annotation, biological process: carbohydrate metabolic process. The record is from RefSeq and is a predicted model, not a curated record.
UAGUCAAAUCUCUCAAUUGAAAUAACAAAAAUUGUCGUUCGGGCGCCGAGAGGAUAUGGCUAUUCCGGCAGGAACUCGUUUGAUCCUCCUCCUCGGCAUAGCCUGUUUCAUAACGAUCAACGGGGUUGUAGCCAACCCCUUGGGUGCCCGUAGAAGCCUGCUUGGCGGCGCAAUUUUUGACAUUACCAAGUUUGAAGCUAAAGCCGAUGGCAUUACUGACAAUGCAAUACCUAUUAUUAGAGCUUGGAAGGCCGCAUGCGAGUCAAGAGGAGCAGCAAAGGUUGUGAUCCCCCGCGGGAAUUUCAUGGCCGGCGAGAUUGUAUUGGGAGGACCCUGCGUCGGACAGACCACCGUCGAAAUCCAGGGCACUCUACUGGCAAACCCUGACCCCAGUGCCUAUACGGGCGGCUCCUGGAUCAUGCUCCAAAGAGUCGACAAUGUUGUCGUGACUGGUGGAGGGACCAUCAACGGCCAGGGAAAGAAUGUUUGGCAGUACGCCGGCGGGGACUCUCCUCUUUCAGUUUCUCUAGUGUUUCAAACAGUGGGAAACGGUAAACUACACAACCUGAGAUUUGUCGACAGCAUGGGAUUCCAUAUUAAGGUGACGGACAGUCACGACGUCAUUGUGCAGCAGUUGACGAUAACCGCCCCUGCAAAUAGCCCCAACACCGAUGGCAUACACCUUAGCAGUAGUAAAAAUGUCAAAAUCACUGACUGUGUCAUAGGAACAGGAGAUGACUGUGUCUCGAUCGGACAUGGCACCUUAAACACUGCCGUCGCCAGAAUCACUUGCGGUCCUGGACAUGGAAUCAGUAUUGGUAGCUUGGGAAAGCGAGAGGACGAAACAGACCUGAAAGGAGUGAGCAUAACCAACUGUACACUCAUAGGAACAACAAAUGGUGUAAGAAUCAAAACAUAUCACGAUUCGCCUCAAAUGACCGCCAGCGACAUUGUUUUUCAAGAUAUUAAGAUGAUUGAUGUUAAGAAUCCCAUCAUGAUAGAUCAGCAUUACAACUCCAAGUCCAAGCCCGUGCAAUCGAAGGUGAAGAUUAGAAAUGCUCGAUUCAUAAACAUAAAAGGGAGCUCAAUUUCGCCAGUGGCAGUCACCCUGAAUUGCAGUUCCGCUGUCCCUUGUGAAGGCAUUCAAUUGGAGAACAUAGACCUAGUGCCCUCUGGUAAAACUGGCCCUCUCACCUCCGCAUGUUCCCAUGCCAAAUUUCUACUAAAAGGAAUCCAAAAGCCUGCAGCUCCCAUUAAGUGUGCAUAGAAUUUAGUUUAUUCUUCAGCAGAUUUGCAGCAUCCCCAGGGAAUAAAUAAUCAUAAGUAGUCGUAGAGGCACAUUCGUUAUCAGUGUAUGUGGAGUUAUCAUAACUAGUCUUAGAGGCACAUUUGAAAACAUGGUGUUGAGAAAUAAUUUGAUUGGAGGGAAGAGACAGAGAAACAAAUAAGAUGUGGAGAUGACAAAUUAUUAUUAUUAUUUUUUGUCAUUUUUUGUACUGUAUAGAGUUAUUUUAGGAGCCCUCUCCUUAAAAGAGAACUAGCAUUGAACCCGUUACGUCACUCAUUUAAAAAAGAUAUAGAUUAUAUAUAUCCAUGUAUUUAUACUAUUUUUGUAAUGUAUU